Messenger RNA from Aspergillus lentulus, 231 nucleotides. The record is from RefSeq and is a predicted model, not a curated record. Lineage: Eukaryota; Fungi; Ascomycota; Eurotiomycetes; Eurotiales; Aspergillaceae.
AUGGGAUUUGAGCCAUCUUUGCUGUUUCUGUUACUGAUGGCCGCACAAGGCUCAUUUCGGGUUGAAGAAAACAGCCACACCUAUCAAGAGCCUCGGCCUGCCGCUUAUGUGAAGGGUUGGUGGCACGUGGCCAAGUGUCCGGGAGAGAUGCGACGCUGGGAGAAGGCUACGACUAUUCUUGAGCGCGGACUGAAUAUUGAGAGGAAGACCGCCGCUGUGGCACGGAACUGA